Messenger RNA from Antrostomus carolinensis (chuck-will's-widow), 550 nucleotides. It is a transcript of the gene MREG, whose product is annotated as melanoregulin. The annotation marks the transcript as partial. Gene Ontology annotation, cellular component: melanosome. NCBI's taxonomy places the organism in Eukaryota, Metazoa, Chordata, Aves, Caprimulgiformes, Caprimulgidae. The record is from RefSeq and is a predicted model, not a curated record. The transcript is spliced from 4 exons. Gene Ontology annotation, biological process: melanosome transport; melanocyte differentiation.
UAACAACAACCCCUACGCCUCCUUCGGAGCCACGCUGGCGCGGGACGAGGAGAAGAACCUGUGGAGCACCCCACACGACGUGACCCACACGGAGUCGGACGAUGACCGGGUGCUGUACAACAUGAUUGUGGUCAGGAGCCAGCUGGACAAGGAUUCGGAGGAAUGGCAAAAGCUCAACUAUGACAUUUAUACCUUACGACAGACCCGAAAACAAGUGAGAAGCAGGUGGAAACACAUUUUGGAGGAUUUAGGUUUCCAGAAGGAAGCAGACUCCCUCUUGUCAGUGACCAAACUCAGCACCAUCAGCGACUCACAGAACAUGGGCAAAGCCCGGGACAUCUUGUUAAAGCUCUCUGAAGAGACAAACAUCUUCCCCACCAACUGGGAGCUUUCUGAGCGCUACCUCUUCGUGGUGGAUCGGCUCAUAGCUCUGGAUGCUGCAGAUGAGUUCUUCAAGAUGGCCAGCAUAGUGUAUCCGAAGAGACCCAGCAGGGAAAGAGCGGAUGACAGCCAGAAGGUCUGACAGCACAUCUCCAUCGUGAUGCCCUGA